AUGUCGGGGGAACGACCUUCUACACCCCCGCGGCAAAAUGCGAGCGGGCCAGGCCAACUUCCUCGCGGUCCCCUCACUCCAGAGCAAAAGCGGCAGAUUGAGGUCAACCGCAUGAAAGCCAAGGCUCUCCGAGAACAACGCGAAACCGAUUCAGCUAAAAGUUCCGUUGCAGCCCCCACCCAAGGAGUCAAACGUUCCCACAAUUCCAUGACAGCCGCCAAUGCCCCCGCCACUUUACGCGAUGCGCGCUCCAAUGCAUCCUCGUCAGAUCGACCUCUCGAUUCGAUCCAGCCGGCCCGGAACUUCACGCGAUAUGUCGAGUACGACUUCAGCAAGAUGACGGACACGAAGGGUGGUUUCUUGACGCAGGAAGAUGAUCCUUUCAAUAAGCAACUACAUGCAUCUGAAGAAAGGGACAAUAAGCCAGCCAAUAUGACACAGAAGGAAUGGGAACGUCACCAACUACUGCAAACGCUACGCCGGAAUCGAGAGGGGCCAUUUGAGCCAGGUUUGAGCGUGUUGGAUGACAAGAGUCAGCAAAAAACCUGUCGGGAAUGUGGCAGUCUAGAAAUUGACUGGAAGUGGGAGGAGAUGCUUCAUUGCUGCAUCUGCCAUGCUUGUAAGGAUAAAUUCCCCGAGAAGUACAGUCUUCUUACAAAAACGGAGGCAAAGGAGGAUUAUCUUUUGACAGAUCCUGAGCUACGGGACGAGGAACUACUCCCUCGGCUAGAGAAGCCCAAUCCACAUAAAUCCACGUGGAACAACAUGAUGUUAUACCUCCGCUACCAGGUUGAAGAAUACGCAUUUUCCUCCAAAAAGUGGGGCUCGACUGAGGCUCUUGAUGCAGAGUUUGAGCGGCGCGAGGAGGACAAGAAGAAACGACGAGAAGCCAAGUUCAAGACCAAGCUGCAAGAUCUUAAGAAACGGACCCGUGUGGAGGCUUAUCGGCGGAAUCGCCAGGGAGCUUCUGGAGGUCAGUUCGGCGAUGAUCUGGCCAGCAACCGGAAACAUGUGCACCAGUGGGGGCGAUUGGUGGAGAAUCCAGAGACAGGUAUCGGAGUCAAGACAUGCGUUGACUGCGGUAUGGAGGUGGAAGAAUUAGAAUUCUAG
This is a messenger RNA of Penicillium waksmanii, 1110 nucleotides long. RefSeq names its product DNA repair protein RAD14 (gene rad14). The record is from RefSeq and is a predicted model, not a curated record. Gene Ontology annotation, molecular function: damaged DNA binding. Gene Ontology annotation, biological process: nucleotide-excision repair, DNA damage recognition; nucleotide-excision repair involved in interstrand cross-link repair; base-excision repair. NCBI's taxonomy places the organism in Eukaryota, Fungi, Ascomycota, Eurotiomycetes, Eurotiales, Aspergillaceae. Gene Ontology annotation, cellular component: nucleotide-excision repair factor 1 complex. Bases 1 to 1110 code for a protein of 369 amino acids. The transcript is spliced from 3 exons.